GCAGAAGACGGUGGGCAGAGUGAAACAUGAGCUGUUAGUUCAAAGACUACAUCGUUAAUUCAAAACUUGUUUAGUCAUUAAUGCUGAACAGUUAACACAGUUCAUGAUGAAUAAUCCACGGCUGUAGCUAGUGGAUCUACAAAGUGACCUGUUCUGGAUUUCUCUGGUUGGAGAUAAAUAAAUAUAUAAAUAUAAAGAAGCAAAACACCCAGCUCAGCUGCGGAGUGAAGUUUCAGACAGAGAGGAGCUGCGGCGGUGACCGGCGGUAAUGGCGGUACUGAGGGGCGGUGUUGAGUUGCAGGUGGUGGUGGCUGUGCUAGCAUUUGCCGCGUUGGUGAUGAUACCGGAGGUCUUCUCCGAUAAGAUCACUGUGGGAGGGAAGAAAGGCUGGACCACCAAUUUCAACUACACCAUUUGGGCUGAAGGCAGGCACUUUUACCUCGGGGAUUGGCUCUUUUUUGUGUACGAUAGGAACCAGGGGGAUGUACUGGAGGUGAACAAGACAGAUUACGAAAAUUGCAAUGCAGCUCAUCCACUUCACAACUGGACAGGGGGAGCUGGCCGGGAUGUGGCUCCACUGAAUGUGACUCGGGCUUACUACUACAUUACUGGUAAGGGGUUCUGCUACGGGGGCAUGAAGCUUGCAGUAAAUGUUGAGAACCCACCACCCCCUCCUGUAUCUGCGCCCCCAAAUGAGAAGAGUGAAGCCCCAAGAUCCACUUACAGAAGCCAGUUUGUUGUACCAGCUGUUUUUGCCGUAGCUGCUCUGUGGGACUCUUUCCUCCGGGUCUUGUGGUAAUCAAUACCAAAUUUCAACAUUGUGUUUUAGUGAGAUCUGAGUCACCUAGGACAUCUUUUAACCAAAUUGGUCAUGAAGAAAUGUGAGCUGUGCCUGGUUUUCUAGGGCUUAUUUAGUUGGAGUUCUUUAUUUAUUUAUUUAUUUAUUUCUGCGGUGUGUCUAUCAUUGACCUCGAAAUGGCAGUGUGCAUGGGCUGCAGGGGUUCAGCAUGUUUGUUGAAUGAAAAACUUGGGGAAUGUUUUUAAUUCUUGCUAGAAAAUUUAAAUGCCUGAAUUGCGGUAGUGUA
Molecule: messenger RNA, 1085 nt
Organism: Malania oleifera
Lineage: Eukaryota; Viridiplantae; Streptophyta; Magnoliopsida; Santalales; Ximeniaceae
Product: early nodulin-like protein 17
Exons: 2
Coding region: 269-799 (176 amino acids)
Cellular component (GO): plasma membrane
Molecular function (GO): electron transfer activity
Source: RefSeq, a predicted model, not a curated record